UUGCUGAUUGACUUCUGUUUUCAAUUAGUUUAGUUUUAGAGAAAUGUCUCAAAUGCAAUGCUUUAAUCUGUAAAUCUGAGGUUAUAGUUAAUUAUAGAGGUUGAUAGGGGGCAUCCCAUCUUACACUUUUCUGUAUGGUGAAGAAUGUGCUUGCUUUUCAUUUUAUUUUCAUGCUACACUGUUCUGAUGGUAGGGUUAUUAUGGCAUAAUGUGGCCAUGGUUGUAGGAGAUCUGCGUCACAUUGCAUGAAAAGUCAAGUUCAGGGUUUCACUGAAAGCAUGAAUGAGACAUGUGGUGGUGAUGAAGCUGCUGGGGAAGACUUUGAAAGAGAUCCCGUACAAGUUUGAAAUCAAUGGCACGGGAAAUGAAAGAGUCAAAUACAAAAUGCACUUUUUUUUGUAUAACGCGUUCCCACUCGUGAAAAUCCGAGCGCGUUUAAACCAUAUCAAGGUGAAACACGAAAGUUGAAUUCCAAAAUGGUUGCGGAGGUUGUUGUUGCACUGUCGCCCGUUGUCAUGUCCCCCCGGUGCCUGUAGUAGUGCUGUAAGAAGCCUCGAUCCUACGACCAAACCCAACACCCUGUGCUCCAUGUAUACGCGCACCGUAUAUCCCCGACUACCGACAUCCCAGCGUCGCGCGACGUCCGCACGAAGGCGCGUGCGAGAACGGAAGCAGGACGACAGCCGGAUACACGCCGAAUACGCCUCGGGAUCGAGCCGGUCAUCCGUCGACAGUGGGUGAAGGGGGAAAAAAAGCCUCGUCCGGCUAACGCUAGCGCGCUAAGCUAAAACCGGAAGCGAGCGCCUAGAGGAGCCUGGGCCUCGGCGUGAACGGGAAGGCAGGCCGAGAAACUGCGACGUGAAGCGGGUUGCUUUUCUACGCGACUCGCGAGGAUUCCGUAGGCCUCACGCUGAUGUUUCAGAGCGUUUCAGCCCUGGGAUGUAUGAAGGGAAACAUAUUCACUAUUCGGAGGUGGACAGAAAGCCGCUGUGUUCAUACAGCCCGAAGCUCUGCAAACAGCGACGGCUUAACGGCUAUGCUUUCUGUAUCCGGCAUGUUUUGGAGGACCGGAGCGCCCCUUUCAGGCAGUGUGAAUAUGUAGCCAAGUAUAAUAGCCAACGCUGCACCAACCCCAUCCCCCAGACCCAAGACCGCAAAUAUUGCAGCAGUCACCUGCAAGUUAUGGGGGUCCUGCCAAAGAAAGAGAGAAAGAAGAAGCAAGACACUCUAGAGUCCCUGGCCCUUAACAUCACUGUGCCAUCUUUGGCUCUAAAAGCUCCUAAUGACCUGGACCACUUACUCCCAUCCUCACCCUCUUCACUUACUCGCCUGCUCCCAUUGGACCCCUAUUCCUUCUUCCAGGUGGAUAAGGUGAAGAAAGAAGACUCUAACUUGGGGAAGAAAGCCACGAACCGUUCAAUUAAUCCGAAACAGAAACUUAAAGAUCAAACCGUGGCUUCAGUGAUCUCCCCACAUUCCAUCUCUCUUCUUUCUCAACUGGCUGUAGGACCUCCCCAAGCCCCUUUAGUAUCCAAAUCCCCUCUUAUAUCCAACUCCCAACAUCCAAAACCUAAAACAGGGCCGAUAUGCACAACAACGUCUGCUCAGGCUGCUCAUCACACAUUGACCACCAAAAAUCCCAAGCCAGAGAUACGUCCAGAGCUUGUUCUCACCAAAAUAGUUGUACCUCCAAUUUCAAGCCGUGCAAGCGUGCCUAUGGGCUCAGCUCAGGAUCCAAGAGCGCCAGCACAACAUCAGGCUCAAUGUUUGACGCAGCUUCACAGACUGAUGGAGCAGCAGAGAAGAAAGCAGGAAGAUCUGAGGCCUCAUUUUGACCCAGACUGGUCCGAGGACAGUGGAGAGGAGGAUGAGAGCCAAGUGAAGAAAGUGUCAUUGUCUAAGUAUCCGAUCCCACAGGACAAAAGUUCUGUUGGUUCUGGUUCCCGUGGGGCGCGCCUGGCGGGGCUUUGCGGCUAUUUGAGGCAAAUGCACAGACAAAUGCGUAGGGAGGAAAGAGGCUUCAGGAGAGAGAGAAAGUCCCAGCACACACUCCGCAAAGCUUUGCUUCAGGCAGCUACACACGACCCUGAUCGCACCGCUCCAUUGAUUGAGAAGCGGCGUACCGAAAUCUCAGCAACGUCAAGUACUGCAUGCAGCUCAAACUCCGGACUGUGUGUGGCUCAAGUUUAUGGCGAAGCCUGCACUAACCACUCCUUGCCUUUCACCAGACACUGCCUCCAGCACAUCCUGCAGAACAGGUCACAGCAGCUGUUUUCCAGCUGUACUGCACGUUUUGCGGAUGGUGCACAGUGUUCUGUUCCAGUCUUCGACAUCACACAUCAGACACCGCUGUGUCAGGAGCAUGCCAAGAAAAUGGAUAACUUCCUUCGUGGAGACGUCAGCCGCAGAACGUACCAUUACCAGCAGCAGCUGCAGCAACGCCGGAGGCUGAAGAAGGCCAAACUUCCAGCACUGGGCAAAAAACACAAGAAGAAGGGCAGAAAAGGAGCAGUACAUCGACCUCAGAAACCCAUCCCCCCUGCACUGCCCCAGGGCAACCUGGAUAUUCCAUCUGUCCUUUGCCUACAGACACAAACCACAGGGAUAAGGAGCCCCUUGACCCCUGAUCUGAGUGCUGAUGAGCUUCCGGAUGACAUAACCAGUGACAUAAGUGACAUUCCUCAUGACUUGGAGCUCAAUCAGGACGAUUUCUCAGAUGUUCUGUCCCGAUUCCCAGACGACUUGCAAGACUUUGAUCUGUUUGAAGGUAAGCAAAGUGAGCUCUUACCUACAUCAGAGGAAGCCGAGGAGCUGGUGCGUGUCCUGCAGGACAUGGGGUCCUACCCAGAAUCCUUGGCAUGCUUGAGCAGUAUAGCUGAAUUCGGUCCGGUGGAGGGCUCAGACUGCCGCGGGAUGGAGGGUGGAGUCAUGGACCUGCUCGGUGCUCGUCUAUCAGCUGAGACUCUAUCCAGUCUGGAUCUGGACCCUAGCCUGCUUCCUACAACAGAGGACACCUAUCCCCAUUCCCCACGUUCCCCCCUUUCUUCCAUCAGCCACUUGAGGGACAUCGCGCGUCCACAGAGGCGUCACUUAGCACACAUCGACGACUCUAAAGACGACCUGGUAGACGAUGACGUGUCCCACGGCUCCUGGGGUGUCCUUGCUCUGCCUCUAGGCGACUCGACUCAACUCCACAGUCUCAUCACCUCAGACGGCCUACUCAUGUCCACAGCCUUGUCCACGCCGCCGACUCUCAUGCCGACAGCCUCUUGCCAACCCACCGCCACGCUUUCCGCCCUGCCUGAGAGCAGUCUGACCAUCCCAGUCACUUCCCCUUCCUCUUCCUCUCCCCGGGUCGACUUCCUGUUCCAAGGGCAGCUUAAACACACACUCCCCUCUUGGUUCAGCCACUGUGGAAUUCCUGCUGACCUGCAGCCCCACCACAGUGCUCCAGCACCCACUAUGGACCAGACCUGAUCAGCCACCAAGUGCACAUCUCUUAGUAUUCAGGGAGGGUUUUCAUUUUAUAACUUGCAUGGGUUCUUCAGCGUUCCGAUAUCCCAACGGUUUUUUUUUUUUUUUUGGUCACGUUCACACCCCAGAGCAAUAAGGAAACCCCAUACGCAAGAGUAUACGACCCGCUUAUUUUCUACGACAGAUAAACGAGAUGGAUUUUAGCCAUGGAUGCACACUACUUGUAAUCUUAUAUAUGCAUAUUUAAUAUAUUUAUAGAGUAGUGAUGUGCACAAGCUAGUUUUAUUGAUGAGUCCAAAUGUCUGGUUUACUGGAAAUGUGGUUACAAGUCUAGAAAUGAUAUGGAAUGGUUAUUUGAUGGAAGAAAACAAUGGCACGCGAAAAAAAGAAAAAAAGAAAAAAAGUCACAGACGUAUCAGUUGUUCCCUCUUGUCCUUUAAUGAUUAAAGUGGUUAUAUCGCGGCUGGUGUUUGUGCUUUCCGUAGCUGUUCUGCUGUCGGGUUCUGCUUUUUUAGUGUCAAGUGCCAUGAAAGCUACAGUAUGUAAUCCUUUCAUAAUCAGUGUGCUGCAAAUCAAUAGUGUCAUUUUGAAGAAGUUUAAAAUGUCUUUGUUAUGAACAUCUCAUUCUGUAUAUGUAACGUAUCACAGAUGCCAGGAAUCCAUAUUUCCUGGCUUUCCAGUUAAUUUGUCGGUUGUGUCACCGAAAGCUCGCCAAUGCUUGCAUCAUCUCAAGGCUUCUGAUAAGAAUGGAUUGUAUUAAUUAUCUUCACUCUAACAUCAUGCCAAUCUCAUUCUUACAUAACGGGAUUUCUUCACUCGAAAGCGAAUUGGAGUCUGACGAGUAUAGCAAAAAAGUGCAUUUGAUUCGAGUAGACCUGCCAGUGUAUCAGAUAAUGCUGCUUUCAUUGGUGUCAAUAACAGUAUAUUAUUCCUGCGUUAAAUGAGACGCUGGGAUCGGUAUAUACUUUUAUUUCGUUGAUUUUUUUUUUACGUGUAAUCACUGAAUGUAUUGAAAGACAGACGGAUAUGUUUGUUAUAACCUAAUGGAAUUUUAUCGCCCCCUCUGUGUCUUGAACCUGUCUAUUUUUUGUUACUAAAGUGUCUGGAUGUCGGUAUGUGGUAAACACAGAUGUAUCAGAUUUCUUUGAUUUGUUUGUUUUAUCAGAAAUGCGUAAAUUAAAUCUGCUAUGGCUAUUAAACAAUGUCUGGGUUUUUGUCAUCGAGCAAUGUGCAGUAGCAUGGUUUAUAUAUCGUCUAGACAAUGACACAAUAAAAAUAAUGACAAACUCA
This is a messenger RNA of Silurus meridionalis, 4764 nucleotides long. It is a transcript of the gene ino80db, whose product is annotated as INO80 complex subunit Db. Lineage: Eukaryota; Metazoa; Chordata; Actinopteri; Siluriformes; Siluridae. The record is from RefSeq and is a predicted model, not a curated record. Gene Ontology annotation, cellular component: nucleus. Bases 940 to 3477 code for a protein of 845 amino acids. The transcript is spliced from 10 exons. Gene Ontology annotation, molecular function: protein binding.